ACCGGAACAGCGCAGUUAACAAAACAAAGUAAACAGUGGGUCAACCGAUAUUUUUGCGAUACUUGGGUGAAUGAACUAACUUUCUAAAUAACCUUUACCUGUUUCACGUAUCAAUGACGAAACAGUUGUAGCUAUCAGUUCUGAUACAACGUUACGUAGGUUAGCUUCAGUCUCCGAGAAGCUUUUGUAUGUUUCUUCUUCGUUUCCCCUACAUAAUUGCAAGAUGUCUAAUAAGGAAGUGAAAACAGCACUUAAAAGUGCCAGAGAGGCCUUAAAAAACAAAGAGUACAAAGAGGCUCUGAAACACUGCAAGGCUGUUUUGAAACUGGAGAAGAACAACUAUAACGCAUGGGUGUUCAUCGGGUUGGCAGCCAGUGAGCUGGAGCAAGCGGAUCAGGCGCAGACCGCCUAUAAAAAAGCGGCGGAGCUUGAGCCCGAGCAGCUGCUGGCCUGGCAGGGUUUGGCAAAUCUUUACGAGAAGACCGAUCAGUGGGAUUUUAAAGUUGAGCUACCCAACAUCUACCAGAAGCUUGUUGAGCUGUAUGCAAGCUCUGACAAAAAUAAAUGUUACGAGAUGAUCAGUAAGCUGUCGGAUAUCUAUCAAUCUGACAAAGAAUAUUUAAAGUUGGCAAAGGUUUGGCGGCAGCUCAUUCAGGUGAAGGAGGAAGAGGCUGUGGACAAGAAAGAGUUACUGCAGCUGUGGCAGCAGAUGACCCAACUCCUCUCAGAAUGCCUUGAUCAGCAAGAGCGGGACAAUGAAACUCAACAGCAUUUAAUCACAGCAUUUGAGAAAGCCAUGGUUCUCAUAGAUCCUGUACCCGGAGAGCAACACAAGAAAGCCUCAGCUGAUUAUGUUAAAUGUCUUUCUAAAUUGCCACAAGAAGAGCCCAAAAUGAUUGAGGCAUGUAAAUCCAUGCUGUCCUUGUAUCCCAACCAAAGUUAUCCUCUUGAGGUCCUUUGUUCUCACUACUUCAAAACAGGGGUUCAGAAUGAGGAUGCAGUCAGCUGUUUCUCCCGCCUCCUUGAUCUGGCACCAAACAGUGGAUUAGGUCACUUGGGUCUGGGCACCAAAGCACUGCAAGAAGGGAGGUUUAAAGAUGCCAUAAAGGACCUGGCCCAAGGUUUGAAAGAAAUGAGCACUAGUAGAGGAUGGUGCAAUCUGGCUGAAGCCCAGUUUAAAAUGCAGAAAUACUCGGACUGUGCUAUUUCAUGCUCCCAAGGUGUGACAGGAUGUGUUUCCGGAGACGAGGAGCUGAGGGUCAAACUGCUAGGGAUGAAGCUCGAGGCUUUAGUCAGGAGUGGGGGAGACACUGCCGCUGACCAGGCUUUAGAGACCUUUUCACAGAUCCCAGAUUCUGAAAAAGACCCAGUUCUAGUCGGCCUUAAAGGACGAGCAUACCUCAACAAGGGACAAGUGGACGACGCACUCAAGGUGUCCUUAGAGCUGCUGGCCUCUCACCCGAAUCUGACCCAGGGGUUGAUACUGAAAGGACUGGGCCAUUUGGCUCAGGGACAGCAUCAGCUGGUAGAGGAGAGUUUCCUCAAGGCGAUCAGUCAGAGCCCAAACUGUGGAGAGUAUUAUUUCUUGCUGGGACGACUUUACUGGGACAUGGGAGAAGAGACCCGAAAAGACAGAAGCAAAGCCCAUACACAUUUGCUCAAGGCUGCAAAGUUAGACCCAAAUCUUGGUUGUGUGUUCCGCUACCUCGGGCAUUACUAUCUCCAUGUGGCAAAUGAUCUUGACCGCUCACGACGAUGCUAUAAGAAGGCCUUUGAGAUGGACAACGACGAUGCUGAGUCUGGAGCCGCCUCAGUGGACCUCAGUAUGAAGCAGGACGACAUGGACACUGCUCUGGCAACACUGCAGUCCGUGAUUGAGAAAGCCACUCCAGGCUCAGCCAAAUGGGCUUGGAUGAGGCGGGGGCUGUAUUACCUCAAGAUCGGAGAGCAUCAACAAGCUGUUGCUGAUCUGCAGGCAGCUCUGAGAGCAGAUCCAGAGGACUGGGUGUGUUGGGAGUGUUUAGGUCAGGCCUACCUCAACCGCCGGAGUUUCACAGCCGCUCUGAAGGCCUUUGGUAAGGCCUAUCAGCUCCAACCCUCCUCCAUCUAUAGUGUCUACCAGGCUGCUGCUAUCAAACAGACCCUGGGCAAGUUCAAAGAGGCGGUUGCAGAGUACUUGCUGAUCACAGCGCAGCAAGACUAUGUGCCUGCCCUCAAAGGUCUUGGGGAGUGCCAGCUGUCUCUAGCAAAAAGUUUAAUGGAAGACUGCAGAGAUGGGGGAGCCAUUGACCUUAUUCAGCAAGCCAUAAAAAACCUCUUCCGAGCUGUGGAGAUGCGUCCAGACCUGUCCUGUUUGUGGAAGCUGCUGGGAGAUGCUUGCACCGCUGUCCGCACCGUGUCGCCAGACGUUGCUCAGCUUUUAGUGCCAGCCCCACUGGCUGGCUUAGAUAACCAGAGCCACACACUGAACCAGGCCCAGACACUCAAGGUUGGAGAGAGGUGUUAUGCCCAUGCUUUGAAGCUGAUGCCUGAGGUUCCCAGCCUUUGGAAUGACCUUGGACUCAACUAUUACCAUCAGUCCAGCUUGUCCUGCCUCACAGAGGAUGACCAGAACUCGCCAUCGUUGCUACUGGAGAAGGCACAGCAGUGUUUAAAAAAGGCUAUCAUGAUGGACAGUGGGAACCACAGCUUCUGGAAUGCCCUGGGAGUGAUUUCAAUGAGCAAAGGUCUUGAGAACUUGGCUCUGGCUCAACAUUGCCUCAUUAAGUCAAUACAAGUUGAAGCAAACAAUGUUGUUGCUUGGACCAACCUUGGUACCCUGUAUUUGAAGAACGACAACAUCGAGCUUGCACACAAGGCCUUCAAAAUUGCCCAGUCGCUGGAGCCGCUCUAUGUCAACUGCUGGAUUGGACAGGCACUGAUAGCAGAGAGGGUGGGAAGCUACGACACCAUGGAUCUUUUCAGGCACACCACUGAACUCAGCACACAUAUGGAGGGAGUGAAAGGUUAUGCCUACUGGGUGUGUUCCACCCUGCUGGAUAAGAGCAACAGAGACUCUGAACUUUACCGCUACAACAUAGUCCAGAUGAAUGCCAUUUCUGCUGCUCAGGUGUCGCUCAGCAAGUACACAGAGAGGAUCCAGUCCGACCCCUUUGCUUUCAUCAUGCUUGGUUACCUGAAUGAGCAUCUGCACCUGAAGAGACAGGCCAUAAAGGCUUACAAAAGAGCUGUGGAACUGCUGACGGCCAUGUCCUCGACCGAGGAGCUGGCCUUUGCUCUAGGCAGCUAUGGACGUGCUUUGUGCACUGCAGGUCAGUCAGAGGAGGCUGUGUGUGUUUAUAAUUCCACUCCACUGCAGGAGCUCAGCGAUCUGGCCGGGCUGGCUCUCGCCUACAGCAGGGCAGGACUCAUUCCAGAGAGCAUCGACGCCUAUGAACGUGCCUUGGCUGUGGCUUCCACUGAGAAGGAGAGGGCUUACAUCUUGACAGCUCUAGCUCUGCUUCAGCACCGGCAGGGUAACCAAGACUCAGCCAAGACUCUGCUGUUUAAAUGCUCGAUGUUAAAGGAGCCCAUCUCAGAGUCUCUGCUGUGUUUAUGUGCCCUGGGGUUAGUCCACAGCGAUGCUACACUAGCUGCUGCUGCGCUGACCGAGUUGCUAAAGCUUGGUCCAGGGUCUGUGAAGGUUGUUGAGCAGCGAUGCCUCCUCACCUGUGCCUUGCUCGCCCUGCAGGGCAACUACAGCGCCGUGCAAAGAGAGGCUUCCAGAGCUGUGCACAGCAAUCCUGGAAACCCAUCUCUAUGGGCCCUGCUUUCCAGGCUGGUACCACAAUACCACCCCAAAAAGGCUAAUGGCGGUGCGAUAGCUGGUCACGUUGCCUGUCUCUCCAGUAUGACCCAAGGAAAGAGGGCGCUGUUGUACAGUGGGGUGAACCAGCUAGCUAACGGGAGACACUCUGGAGAGGACAGUCACAGGAAUGCGCUGAAGACGAUGCAGAGAGCUGUGUUGCUCUGUCCUGAUGAUCCAGCAACAUGGGCGGGACUGAUGGCUGCCUGUCACACAGAAAAUACUUCCUGUUAUCUCUCCGGUUCUGCUCCCAGCAGACGAGGAUUGGAGCAAACACUCAUGUCAGUUGUUUCUGAGAAAGUGCAUAACGUGGAGGAGAUCGAGCGCCCUCUGGCCCAGGCUCUGGAAGGCUGGGUACUAAAACAGGCCGUGACUGGUCUCAUGCUGGGGGGACAGCUGGAGCAGGCUGAAGCCCUCUGCUCACAGGUGCUGAGUGUUUCUCCGGAACACCCAGAAGUGAUGCUGUCACUGAGACAGGUGCAGUGUCAGCGCCUCCUACUGGUCGGUACUGGUACUGUACUCCCAGACCCUGUGCUGGAGCAACUCCAAAACGCAGUGAUGAUGAACCCCACCAACCUUGGGGCGUGGCAUUGGCUGGCUGAGGUGUUUCAGAGCCAGGGCUUGCUGGUUCAGGCGGUCAUGGCUUACAGGCAGAGUCUGCAGCUGGCCUCACAGCUCGGCCUGCACAGCAGCCAGGUGGCCAGCCUGCUUCGACUAGCGCUGCUGGCCUUGGUAAACUGUAUGACGGGUGUCCCAGGAAAUGAGUGGACGGACAUGAUACUAGAAGCCACGACAGAAGUCUUGAAGCUAGGGUCGUGUCCCAUGGCCCUCCUCUUCCAGGCCCUGCUCCAGUAUGUGAACAAGAUGGCUGCUAGGGACACAAGGCGUGUGUUGGAGAGGUUGGCUUACUCUCAAGACCUCCCUGUGACAGUGGUGCAAGUGUCCAGCUGGUACCUCCUCAGACACCUGCAUGCCAAAAACGACCAGGACCUAAUGAAUGUUCUUUUGCAGCAUGCCAAAAUGAAUGGAGAUAAAAGGCUGAUGGAGUUUCAUUCCCUGCUUGCCUCCUCUUCAUCAUGAGAUUUGCAAGUCUACGAAGGCAUCACCAUGAAAUCAAGCAGUUUAACCAGAUUAUCCAUG
This is a messenger RNA of Pungitius pungitius (ninespine stickleback), 4984 nucleotides long. RefSeq names its product SKI3 subunit of superkiller complex (gene skic3). Bases 224 to 4924 code for a protein of 1566 amino acids. Gene Ontology annotation, cellular component: Ski complex. Gene Ontology annotation, molecular function: protein binding. Lineage: Eukaryota; Metazoa; Chordata; Actinopteri; Perciformes; Gasterosteidae. The record is from RefSeq and is a predicted model, not a curated record. The transcript has 40 exons.